Molecule: messenger RNA, 1128 nt
Organism: Ciona intestinalis (vase tunicate)
Lineage: Eukaryota; Metazoa; Chordata; Ascidiacea; Phlebobranchia; Cionidae
Source: RefSeq, a predicted model, not a curated record
AGUAAAAAUAUAAGAGAGCCAAUGUCAGCAAAAGAUUAAAUGAUAACAUACUUGAACAGUAUAGUGUUAGUACCGAGUUCAAAACUUUAAAUGCCAUAUAUUCAGAACUGGUUUUUAGAAAGUUUAAAUCGUUAAAAUGCAAAAGGUUACGUUUAUUUUCAUGAGUUUGCUCGUCACCUACAGCUGUUUAAGAAGUACGGCCACCCACGCAAAUAUAAUUCUUAAAAUUGUUGGAGGCAGAACUGCUCGUCAAACAGACUGGCCGUGGCAAGCGACACUGAUUAUCACAAAACCCUUUGGCCUUCCGAAACGAAUGGUAUGCGGUGGAACGCUGGUUAAUCCAUUCUGGGUGCUAACUGCUGCCCAUUGUGUCAGAGAAUACAGGGCAAUAACCGUAACGUUUAACACGUUUAAUAGAACAAGCCAGCGAAACCACCAAGUUGCUGAUGUUCAGACACAUCCGUGUUACGACCCUACAAAUCCACGACAAAGUGUAAACUUGGCUUUAGUGAGAUUAAGGUACCCAGAACCGCUGUCCAGUGUGGUGUGCCUCGACGAAACUGUCCUUCAACGGGAUUGGGUCGUAUUAAGAGGUGGUGGUACCUUGCGUGAAUGUAUUGCUACAGGAUAUGGAUUGUUAGCUUGGAAUAGUACACAGAUGUCCACCACCCUUCAAGAAGUUUUAUUUCCAUUCGUGUCCAAAAGACGUUGCGAAACGUUUUAUUUGGACCAAAUAUCUGACGAUAAAAUUUGCAGCUAUGGUGCGCAUGGGAGGGACACGUGUAAUGGUGACGUCGGAGGACCAUUGGUGUGUCCAUUAAGAACAACUCAAAAUAUUUGCAGAGGAUAUUACCUCGUUGGUGUGGUACAUGGAGGUCGGGAGCCUUGUGGCUUAACCGGUGUUCCAACAGUAUACACGGCUGUUGGUCCAAACCUUCAAUGGGUAAAACUGAUCAUUAACGAGUACGGAGGUACCAUAGAUGCUACACGACUAAUAUCUUGUAGUGGAAGAGCUACCCCCAAAAGCACUCGGCCAUCUGCUCUGGAUGUUUUUGGCUUGCAUUUUUUACCAGAAGCCACAGAAAGUACAAACACCACGUCCACAUAAAAUUGCUCUGUAUUUGAUUU